Baudoinia panamericana UAMH 10762 is the source of this 1302-nucleotide messenger RNA. RefSeq lists its product as uncharacterized. The transcript has a single exon. The record is from RefSeq and is a predicted model, not a curated record. Lineage: Eukaryota; Fungi; Ascomycota; Dothideomycetes; Mycosphaerellales; Teratosphaeriaceae. Bases 1 to 1302 code for a protein of 433 amino acids.
AUGGCCGCCCGACUCCCCCCCGGACGACCCGGCAACCUCACCCCCGACCAAGAAGCGAAGCUCAAAGAGAUGUGGUCGCAAACCCUCGACAUCUUCGGUGUAGGCAGAGGCACAUCGGAAGCAGCCAACGGCGCCGCAACACCCUCCUCCGAAGCUUCCUCCUCAGACAAGAAGAAGAAAGGCCGGUUAUCCCUCUUCGGCAAGAAGAAGGGCGGCGAAGGCGACACAACCAACGAUACAGCGGACAACGACAAGCACGGCCAAACGCGGGAGUUCCAACAAGCCCUCGCCUCUCAAACCCCCGAACAGCUCCGCGACGCCUUUUGGAGUAUGGUGAAACACGACCACCCGGACGCACUCCUCCUCCGCUUCCUGCGCGCGCGCAAAUGGGACGUCCAUGCCGCGCUGAUCAUGCUGGUCAGCACGAUGCACUGGCGCAGUCAAGAAAUCAGCGUAGACGACGACAUCAUGGCCAAAGGCGAGCUGCACGCGCUACAGCAGGAGACCACAUCGUCAAGUGCGGCGGAGAAGAAAGAGGGCGCCGACUUCAUGGCCCAACUCCGCAUGGGCAAAUCCUUCCUCCACGGCACCGACAAGGACGGCCGACCGUGCUGCUACGUCCGCGUGCGACUCCACCGGCAAGGCGAGCAGAGCGAGAAGAGUUUGGAACGCUUCACCGUCUACACCAUCGAGACCGCCCGCAUGCUCCUGCGCCCGCCGAUCGAUACGGCGACCAUUGUGUUCGACAUGACCGACUUCAGCAUGGCGAACAUGGACUACACGCCCGUCAAAUUCAUGAUCAAAUGCUUCGAGGCGAACUACCCGGAAUCCCUCGGCUCGGUGCUGGUGUACAAGGCGCCGUGGAUCUUUCAGGGGAUUUGGAAGAUCAUCAAGGGUUGGCUGGAUCCGGUCGUGGCCUCCAAGGUCCACUUUGCCUCCAAUGUGGAGGAACUCACACAGUGGAUCCCGCGGAAGCAGAUCCCGAAGGAAAACGGCGGGGACGAGGAGUGGAGGUACGAGUACGUCGAACCCAAAGAGGGCGAGAACAGGCAGAUGGAUGAUGCGGAGGCGAGGGGGAAGCUGGUGCAGGAGCGGAUGGGGAUGGUGAGGGGGUAUGAGGCGGAUACGUUGGCGUGGGUGGAGGGCAAGGGGAGUGCAGGGGAGGAGCGGAGGGCGUUGGCGGGCCGGUUGGCGGAGAAUUAUUGGCGGCUGGAUCCGUUUGUGCGCGCGAGGAGUCUGUAUGAUCGCGUUGGGGUGAUUGGGGAGGGGGGGAGGUUGGAGUUCUAUCCUAGUCAUGCAUAA